AUGCAGGUUUUUGGGAAAACACUGGCAGGUAAAAGCAUUUACCCUGAGGUGGAGCCAAGUGACACUAUCCAGACUAUCAGAGCCAAAAUCCGAGAAAAAGAAGGUAUCCGCUCUGAUCAGCAGCGUCUCGUCUUCGCUGGAAAACAGCUUGAGCAUCGAUGCACGUUGGCAGAUUAUACAGCUUCCUCAGAGUCCACCCUCCACCUUGUCCUGCGUCUGGGGGGGGGGGGCAUCAUUGAGCCAUCCCUGAGACAGCUGGCUAAAAAGUACAACUGUGACAAGAUGGUCUGCCGCAAGUAUGAAUGCAGACUUAGCACACUGUUAUAUUAG
Xiphias gladius (swordfish) is the source of this 330-nucleotide messenger RNA. Its product is annotated as ubiquitin-like. Gene Ontology annotation, cellular component: nucleus; ribosome; cytoplasm. NCBI's taxonomy places the organism in Eukaryota, Metazoa, Chordata, Actinopteri, Istiophoriformes, Xiphiidae. Gene Ontology annotation, molecular function: structural constituent of ribosome; ubiquitin protein ligase binding; protein tag activity. Gene Ontology annotation, biological process: protein ubiquitination; translation; modification-dependent protein catabolic process. The record is from RefSeq and is a predicted model, not a curated record.